Molecule: messenger RNA, 811 nt
Organism: Cucumis sativus (cucumber)
Lineage: Eukaryota; Viridiplantae; Streptophyta; Magnoliopsida; Cucurbitales; Cucurbitaceae
Product: photosystem I reaction center subunit XI, chloroplastic-like
Exons: 2
Coding region: 18-671 (217 amino acids)
Biological process (GO): photosynthesis
Cellular component (GO): photosystem I; chloroplast thylakoid membrane; photosystem I reaction center
Source: RefSeq, marked provisional
AAGCAAAAGCAGCAGCCAUGGCCACUGCAACCUCUCCCAUUGCCAGCCAGCUCAGUUCCAGCUUCGCUUCAUCCAACACGAGAGCUUUGAUCUCUCCUAAAGGCCUCUCCGCUUCGCCCCUCCGACGCAUCCCUACAAGAACACACUCCUUCACCAUCAGAGCCAUCCAAGCUGAUAAGCCGACUUUCCAAGUGAUUCAGCCGAUCAAUGGAGACCCAUUCAUUGGAAGCCUUGAGACUCCAGUAACCUCAAGCCCACUGAUAGCAUGGUAUCUUUCAAACCUCCCAGCCUACAGAACAGCAGUCAGCCCAUUGCUGAGGGGAAUAGAAGUGGGCCUGGCUCACGGUUUCUUUCUGGUUGGUCCAUUUGUCAAAGCUGGCCCUCUAAGGAACACAGCCUACGCCGGAGGAGCAGGCUCGCUGGCUGCUGGGGGUCUCAUUGUCAUUUUGAGCGUCUGCUUGACAAUGUAUGGUGUUGCAUCAUUCAAUGAAGGAGAGCCAUCUACCGCACCAUCAUUGACUUUGACUGGCCGGAAGAAGACCCCUGAUCCUCUCCAAACAGCCGAUGGGUGGGCAAAAUUCUCAGGCGGGUUUUUCUUCGGUGGUAUCUCCGGUGUGAUCUGGGCAUACUUCCUCCUCUAUGUCUUGGACCUCCCUUACUACGUCAAGUAGAUUUUGUAUCAUUUUCUGUUUCUACAAUGCAACUUCCAUGUCUGUAUUAUGGAAACAUAAAAUUGUAUAUUUUCUGCCAAACCUCUUUGUUAGAUCCUUUGUGAUUGCAUAUCGAUUUCCUUUUUGGAACUGUUAUGUAU